Messenger RNA from Zerene cesonia (dogface butterfly), 3884 nucleotides. RefSeq names its product calcium/calmodulin-dependent protein kinase type II alpha chain (gene CaMKII). Gene Ontology annotation, molecular function: calcium/calmodulin-dependent protein kinase activity; calmodulin binding; ATP binding. Gene Ontology annotation, cellular component: cytoplasm; neuron projection. Gene Ontology annotation, biological process: protein phosphorylation. The transcript has 2 exons. NCBI's taxonomy places the organism in Eukaryota, Metazoa, Arthropoda, Insecta, Lepidoptera, Pieridae. Bases 503 to 2035 code for a protein of 510 amino acids. The record is from RefSeq and is a predicted model, not a curated record.
UUUAAAGUUGCGCACUGAUCAUAUUAUUACUAUGAUUUUUAAAUAUUGUUAAAUGUGUUUAUAGUAUACUUGAAGAUAUUUGAUUUACAUUUUUAAAUCGGAAAAAAUAAAAAGCGUUUUUAUUAAAAUAUGUCCUCGGAAUUUUGGUGAAUGUGUUGAGACAAUGGUGUAUCGAUUAUUUUGCGCUAACGAAAUGUCAUCCCAGUGCCGUAGUGUUAAUAUUAGAAGUCUAUGUUUGUGAUCGUGAUAACUUGCCUAGGCAUCAGUGUAUUUUAAUUUCGGGUUUGCAGUCUUGUUCAUAUCUGUGACUAAAUUAAUGAUAGUGUCGGCAACGCAUAAUUUUAUUGAUUAUGAUUACAGAAUCCGGCGAAUUCAUAAAAAAUUUAUUAAGAUCAUAUUUCAUCGUUAUGUGAAUUGAGAAAUAGUUACCAGUGAAACGAGAAGUGUGUGCUCAAGAUUAUUAUAAGUGAUUAUUUAAAGCAGGUAAAGUAUUUUAGCAAAAAUGGCCAAUCCAAAUCGCGAAAACGUUAGCACUCGUUUUUCCGACAAUUAUGAACUGAAAGAGGAAUUAGGCAAAGGUGCUUUUUCUAUUGUACGUCGAGCUGUGCAAAAAUCAACAGGGCAUGAAUUUGCUGCCAAAAUUAUCAAUACUAAAAAGCUUUCCGCGAGAGAUUUCCAGAAAUUGGAAAGAGAAGCACGAAUUUGUCGAAAACUCCAACAUCCUAACAUCGUUAGGCUUCAUGACUCCAUUCAAGAGGAACAUUUUCAUUACCUCGUAUUUGAUCUUGUAACCGGAGGAGAAUUGUUUGAAGAUAUUGUAGCACGUGAAUUCUAUUCAGAAGCUGAUGCUUCUCACUGCAUUCAGCAGAUAUUAGAAUCCGUACAUCAUUGCCACCACAACGGCGUUGUGCACCGGGAUUUAAAACCUGAAAACCUGUUAUUGGCCAGUAAGGCAAAAGGUGCUGCGGUAAAAUUAGCUGAUUUUGGAUUAGCUAUAGAAGUACAAGGCGAUCAGCAAGCAUGGUUCGGCUUUGCAGGUACUCCAGGAUAUCUAUCUCCAGAAGUUCUUAAAAAAGAACCAUACGGCAAACCAGUAGAUAUAUGGGCCUGUGGAGUUAUUUUGUAUAUUUUGCUUGUUGGAUAUCCUCCAUUUUGGGACGAAGAUCAACACCGAUUAUAUGGACAAAUCAAAGCUGGUGCUUAUGAUUAUCCGUCACCAGAAUGGGAUACAGUGACACCCGAAGCUAAAAGUCUUAUCAACCAAAUGUUGACUGUUAACCCAAGCAAGAGAAUUACUGCUUCGGAAGCCUUAAAGCACCCAUGGAUUUGCCACCGCGAGCGUGUUGCAUCAGUUAUGCACAGGCAAGAAACUGUUGACUGCUUGAAGAAGUUCAAUGCUCGUCGCAAACUUAAGGGGGCAAUAUUAACAACUAUGCUUGCAACUCGUAAUUUCUCCGGAAAAUCUAUGGUGAACAAGAAGGGAGAUGGAUCACAAGUCAAAGAAUCAACUGAUAGCAGCACUACCCUAGAAGACGAUGAUCUGGACAAAGACAAAAAAGGUGUUGAUAGGGCAUGCACUGUUAUAUCCAAAGAACAAGAUGAAGACGGUCUGACUAAAGCAGAUUCAUUUGGAAAAGCUCGUGGUGAUAGCAAUGCUUCAAUGCGCCGUGCGGAAGUAAUCAAAGCUACAGAAAUACUUUUAGAUGCUAUAAAUAACGGUGACUACGAUACAUACUCCAAACUCUGUGAUCCACAUGUAACUUCGUUUGAUCCAGAUUCACUUGGUAACUUAAUAGAGGGUGUUGAAUUCCAUAAAUUCUUUAUUGAUAACACUCCAACAAAUAUUAAAACUAACACUACCAUCCUUAACCCGAGAGUACAUCUUCUGGGAGAAGAUGUCGCCAUUAUUGCGUAUAUAUGUGUUACACAGAGCGUGGAUUCCGAAGGUAGACGUGCUACUUACCAACAUCAGGAAACUCGUAUUUGGCACAAACGCUACAACAAAUGGACUGCCGUUCAUUUCCAUCGCUCCUAACUAGUCCCCUCCAAAAAUCACUCCAUCCUGCCAGAGGAAGAUAAUGGUAAAAAAAAGUUAGCUAUAUGCAAUGGAGAUGUUAUUCCUACCAUCGUUACUUUUCAUGAGUAAAUCUCAAAAUUGUGUCAUUAAAACCUUGUGGCGGAGUGAUAUAGUCGUUUGAAAAAUAUCCAUUCUGCUAUAAAAUUACACGAAUUUUAUUAGAAUUCUUAUUAAUCUCAAGGAAUUAAGUUAAUUACAUAUUAUAGAUAAUUAAUGUCUUAAAUCAAUGUAAGCAGUUCAGAUGCUAUUUCCUACUUUAUAAUCAAAUUAAAAUGUUAUGAUGUGGCUAUAAUGUGACACUGAUCAAAUAUCCAAUGCUUAAUGCUAGAUUUUAGUGAGUGUUAUAAAGUUGUGAUCUCAGCCACAAUCGAAAAUGUCAACGAAUAAAGAAAUAAUGGUAAAAGUAAGAUCCUAUAAAAAAUCUCAAAAGGAAUACCAGAUCUGAUAAAUGUAAACCAUAAGUACCCACCCAAACAAAUCAGACAUUUAAAAGGUUUAGAAUUAUUAGCACAUUUCUCUAUAAGUCUCUCUACAUUUUUAACUAUGAAUGUUUUGUCGUGCUUAAAAAUGGUGUUCUAUUUGUUAUUGAAUACCUAGUUAGUAAUAUUUAAGUACCUAAUAUAAAAUGCAGUUAUUGGCACUACCAAUCAGCACUGAUGUACCUAACUUGUGGUAGUUAUAUAUGUACUAUAUUUUAAAUAUUAAUGUACAAUUAUAUAACUUUCUUUCAAAAAUCUAGUAUGUAAAAGCUGGUGUGCAUUCACGGUCAUUAUCUUUUUAAGUGAUUAUAUCAAUUUGUCAAUUUUAGAUUUAAAUACCGCUUUGCUUGAAAUUCUGUACAAUUUGUCAUUUUAUAUUGAUGUUAUUAAUGAUUAUAAUCAUCUUUCAUUGCAACCUUUUUAUGAUUGUUUAUUUUAUUAAAAUUAAACACCUAGCUUAUAGGUACCUAGUAUAAAAAUUCAAAGUGACAACUGUGCAUGAUACCAGACUGUAUAAGGGACUUACAAUUUAUGAAAUGGAGCUUGGAACGUGAUAUUAAUGUGUAUGUUUUGUGAUUGAAAAUGCACAGUUUCACUUAUGGAAUAUGCUAUAAACCAUAAGUCUGCAAACUCACUUAUUCCUAGAAAACUAAAUUAGAUAUAAAUAAUAUUUAAACACAUUUCUACGGUUUUGUAAAAUAAUUUAGUAUAGUUAGUGAAACCUUCUUUAUUAAUGACUUUGACAAAAAAAAUUGGAAUUGUAACUAUAGUGCUACUUGCAUCCUAGAUAAACUUAUGGUGAUAAUUUAAUUGUAUUCAGAGUAUAGUUGUGCCAUUACCAUUGAAUUUAGUGCCAAUAACUGUAAACUAAAAUGUAUUCUAGUCUUUACUGUUACGCAUAUUUAGUAUUUAAUCAAUGUUUUGAAUUAAUUUUAAAAUAUACAAACAUAUUUACUUAAAUAUAUAUGUAAAUAGAAUUUAAUUUGCACAUUAGCCUGUUUGAGAGUGUUAUCAUUUUAUUAGCUUUCUCAAUAAUUGUUUCUUUUUUGUUAUCUCAUAUUAGUUGUUAUAAGUUUAACUUUUUAUCAUGUUUUCAUGAACAUUUAUGAUCUACUUUACAUAUGCUUUGAGUGCUAACUUAUUAUAAAUUAUUGUCUUUUUUGAAGCACAGCUAAUUUAUUUAUUUUUUGCAUCACAAUUUUUUUAGCAUUAUUUAAGUAAUAGAAGUAAAAAUUAUAAAAAUUCUAAACAAAAAUCUCAAAAAUAUAGGUAACUACUUGUUACUAGUAUUACUUAUUCCUGUUUAUUAAAAUUACCUGAGUCACUAA